AUGGCUCCCUCCGAGGACGCUUUGCCCUGGCAGUAUGACCUCGCCACGGCCCACCAGCUGCCGGUCGGGAAGCGACUACUGCGGGUCUGCGACAUCGCCUUUACGCAACGGCAGGUCAACGAUUCCUUCAGCCACGACCGCCGCGAUGUCAUGGAGCUCAUCGAGGCCGUGUUGUCCGGUCAGGUGCACCCGCGCCAGAUCCCAUUGAUUCGGGUGGCGUGGCACGACGGGCAGUUCUGGGCCAUUGACAACAGACGCUUGUUUUGCUACAAGCAUUGCAAAGUGGAGAGGGUGCUAGUGGAAGUCAUCCGAUGGGAGGACCAGCACGAAUUCGAGAUGAAGUGGAAGAACGGCUUGCACUCGCGGGGCCCCGGCCGAGGGCACACGGCUGGAGUGGUGCAGCGCUUGCACAGACCCUUCCCGAGGAGCCCGGUCAUGAAUGAAGAGCAGAGCGAAAUCUCUUUGUUCAUGGACGACGAGUCGCAAUAUCACCAUGACAAUCUCCGUGCGGAGAACCAACACCGCUACUGGGCUGCAGCGCGCUACGAAGAUUCUUUGGCGCGCAACCUGCUGUACCAGUGGAAGUACAAAACCGCGGCUGUCGGGGGCAUUGGGCGACCUACGUGGCUCGCGUGCACCUUGCUGAGGGCUAAGGUCGAUGGUACCUUUGAAGCCUGCGUGGACAAUGGCGCGGGAGGCUUCCUUCAUCCAGGGCUCCAUGCGUCGGAGAUCGAAGUUAAUGAGAAUAUGCCGUCUCCGGUGAAGCUGGAGAGGCUGGACGAGUCGCUGUUCAAGACCUUCCUGGUGCCACAUGAUAUGAAGUCCAAGCUGGCGAAGCCUUGGUGCGCGAUUUGUGCCAAGCUGGUGCACGAUUUAAAGCACCACGAGAAAAGUCAUCAGGGCUGUUUUCAGUGCAGCUGUGGGAAAGCCUUUGAGGGAAGCCAAUCCCUGCGCUCCCACGCUCGGAAGAAGCAGCACCUGAUCCCAUACAUGUUCCGGCCGCCUGAAGAAUUGGAGCACCUGCAUGUCUCCAGUAGCGAGUCCGACCGUGACGAUGGCGAACGCGGCGAACGCGCGGCGGCCACGUCCCACGCAGCCUCGUCCCGUGCACGCCGGGCCACGCGGAAACAGGUGGUGGAGGAGCCAGACCCUGCCGAGACCUUCGUGGUGGUGAAAGGCGAGUCCUCGCGCGUGCCGAACGGCUGUCGCUGCGUGCUGUGCGGAAAGACCGUGGACGUCAUGCGCGAUCAUGAGCGCCGGUGUCACGUGGGCGCCUUCCAGUGCAGCUGCAGCAAGGCUUGCAGCUGUAGUGAGAUGCGUCCCAAACGUUCCUUCGCUGAGUGGCAAGCAGCUAUCCUAGGUGGGAAGGGCGAGGACGCGGAUGCGGCACCGAAUCUCUCACGGUCGGCGGGGCCGCCAUCAGAACACAUGCAACGCGUGUUGAAACAUGGCGUGGAUGGCAGGGACCUGCAGGAGCUGAAUGAUGCGGAGCUUACCGCGGUCGCGGAGCAGGAGCAGCUGGCCAGCGAGCUGGCAGCUAUGAAUGCCAGUGGGCGCCUGGCUUUGGCCUAUGUCUUUGUGAAGAAAAUGGGCUCUCUGAAGCGCGCCUUCCGUUGGUUCGACACACGUCGCAUUGGGAAGAUUGCACAAGUUGUAUGGGAUACAGGCUUCACUUUGCUACACAUCGAUUCCGAGAAACUCACGGGCUGGAAGCAGGGAAACCCGUAUUGGGGCAACGACAAAAGACGGGUGAAGUCCUACUUGAAGGGAGAGAAUGUCACACUUACAGAAUGGCCCUUCGAGAUCUUCAAGCAGAUUGAUAUCGAUCCCUGUGACGGCUUGAUUUCCAUGAAGGAGUGGAAGAGCUACUUCAAGGAAGCGGCCGAGACCAUUGCGGCGGAGAUGGAAGAGAAGGGCACCAGCGAUUUUGAGCAGCAAGUGAGGUUGCGUGGACAUGCGAUGAAGACCAACGCUGCCAAAAGUCGAAGGAAUCGCAAGACGGCCUAUAACAAGGAUCCAUGGCUGUUGCAGAUGAAAGAGAAACAAGCCAUCAUGAAGCACGAAGAGGACUUUCGCCGCCGGGUCACGGACAAGUUGAUGACGCUACAGGAGACGGAGUCCUUCACCUUCGGCCGCGAAUGGCUCUGCGAUGUGGAUGGCAAGCUGUCGCCCGUGCGGCGAAGCGUCAUCGUGGAGGAGGUGGCCGAGAAGCUCCGACUCUUCUCGCUGCCGAGCCCGGCACUGGUGGACCUCAAAAGCCUUCAUAGGAGCAUCAGCAUGACCGUGGACUCCAAGGAAGAGUCCGAGAUGGAGUACAGUCUGUUGCCAUACCUCUCCAUCUCUCAGGAGGAGGGAUCCUUCACGCCCAGCGGCACGGAUCCGGGGAGCAUCUUGGUGAUGAACCUGACCGAAUAUGCCCAGGAGAUCGAGGACCAGCUGGAUAACAUCCCGUUGCACAGCAGCAUGACCUUCUCCAAUGCGCUGGUGGAGACCCAGCGUGCCGUCAUUCAGCUCUUGGCACAGCGGCAGGGCUUGGUGGCCGUUAUGGAGUCGCGAGGGGCAAAUCAAGAAUUGGUGGUGUACAAUGUGGCCUCGAAUUUUGUGCAGAACAUUGAGAUUCAGCUCAAUGGGCUGCGACAGAACGAGGGCUGUAUGUUCAAUGAGCUGCUUGGAAUUAUCAUCACAAAGCUGUUCCAGUGCUCUGAUGCCAUCGCUGAGAGCAUUGACAAGUUGGUGAACCGGGAUCUUUCACCGGAAGAGACAAAGCUCGUUCGUGUCGACUGCUCAGAUCUCCCCACCAGGGAUAAACCUGAGGUCCUCUCUGAGAACAUGGGUUUCCUGACAACUCGCAACAGCGAUGGCACCCUGUCGGCGUUCAACUUGCAGGACUUUGCCAAUGAAGUGAGAGACCAACUGACCGCCCUCCCCAUUGGGGAGGAAGUCAGGGAAGUGAUCAUCUCGAACCUCGUGCAGUUUUUGAGCACUGCCAAGGAGAAGAUGAUUGCCGCACAGGACGGUGCGGAAGCCCAGGAAGCCCAGGGCCGGACGCAGCAAGGCGAGAUGUUGGAAUUCAUCCUGCCGCCACAGGAGAAACAGCAAGUGGCGUUUUUUGAUCUGGCCAAGGACUACGCUUUCGAGUGCGUGGAUCGUGUGAACACCAACGAUGGCGUGGAAGCGCACCUCAUUCGCAUGGCCGUGGAAAAGACCAGCCUGGCGCAGAGGCGGAGACGAAGCAGCAUCGUGAAGCAAGCGAGCAAGACUGAUCUGGAAGAGGUGGUGCCUAUCAUCAAGCCACCGACGCCGGAUCCGGAUGAUGCUGAGGUCGAGUCCACCAGUAGUAGCGAAGGCCUUGAAGAUUCAAGCCAGGCCACGUCUCUGAGUUUUGAGGAGUUGCCAGAACCCAUCCAACGGAACACAGGUGAAGGCUUAGUGGCCCGGGUCUUUCAGCAAUACGCUUCAGGACGCUGGAUCGGGCAGACCUUGUUUUUGCGCUACAGUGACCUGAAGGGCUUCGCGGAGGAUCUGAAGUACGUCACGCCCAAUGUGGAUACCAAGUUGUAUCGCUUUACAGGCACGGGCAGUAGCCUGUUUUUUGGAAGGCCAAAACGGUGUGGCAAAGAUUUGGGUGAAAGGUCUCUAUCUAUCGAUCAAUCUAUCGAUCCAUCCACCUACCUAUUUACCUACCUACCUAUUUACCUAUUUACCUACCUACCUAUUUACCUAUUUACCUACCUACUUAUUUACCUACCUACCUAUUUACCUACCUACUUAUUUACCUAUUUACCUACCUACCUAUUUACCUACCUACCUAUUUACCUACCUACCUACCUACCUAGCUAG
Messenger RNA from Cladocopium goreaui, 3840 nucleotides. NCBI's taxonomy places the organism in Eukaryota, Dinophyceae, Suessiales, Symbiodiniaceae. The record is from the annotation of a GenBank genome assembly.